AUUUUUAACCUCAACUAAAUUCUAUCCAUUUCUUCAUCUUCAAAAUUUUAAAACAGUUUGGAUUCUUAUUUUUAUAGUGUCCAAUUUUCCAGGAAAAUUUUGAGGGUGAAAUGGAAGGUAGACAGGUUGUGAAGAAGGAUCUGAAGGUGGAUAUUCCAUCGGAGACUGGUGGCAUGGUUGAUUCGCAGGUGGCACCAGGAACCGGGCAGGGUUCAGCAGGAAUUACCAGGCAGCAGAGUAUGACAAAGAGUAACUGCCUGUGCUCUCCGACAACACAUGCUGGUUCAUUCAGGUGCAGGCUUCACCGUGCCCCGAGCCUCCAGCGUACCAAAAGUAUGGACACUGCUGCAAACCGGGACUCUGCAUCCAGGGACUAAUUCCACCUCUGCUGAAUCUGAUUAAUGCAAAAUUAUACUUCUCAAUGUAUUUUAUUCCCAUCUAUGUAUAUGUACAAAUAUAAUAUAAUCUGGGUGUUAUUGGGUCCUUGAUGACGCCCUUAUGUUUCUAUGGAUUAAUGUUCCAAAUUUAUCAUUCAGUUUGAACUAGCUAAAAAAAUAUCAAUCCAACU
Messenger RNA from Rubroshorea leprosula, 568 nucleotides. The record is from the annotation of a GenBank genome assembly. NCBI's taxonomy places the organism in Eukaryota, Viridiplantae, Streptophyta, Magnoliopsida, Malvales, Dipterocarpaceae.